AUGUCGACUGAAAAGCCAACCAUCCUUUUCGUGCCUGGAGCAUGGCACUUUCCUGCCAGCUUUGAUGCUGUGAGAGAAUCACUCAAGCCCAUGAGUUAUCCAACUGAAGCUGUGGCGCUGCCAUCCAUUGGAGCCGAGCCCCCAAAUAAAGACCUAUCUGACGAUGCUGUUCAUACCCGCGCUGCCAUUGAGAAGCUGGUCGAGGCAGGAAAGAAAGUCGUCCUCGUUACUCACUCAUAUGGAGGGGUCGUUGGAUCUUGUGCUGUUGAAGACCUGAGCUUUGCUCAAAGGAAGAGUGAUGGAAAGGAAGGCGGGGUUAUCAACUUUGUGUACUUGAGUGCAUUUGCGCUGCCGAAGGGGGUCAGUCUUCUUGAUGCUCUCGGAGGUAACCCGCUUCCUUGGAUGAACUUCAAGGGCGACUAUUGCUAUGCCGAUACUCCAGGGAAUAUCUUCUACCACGACCUAUCAUCGGAAGACCAACAGAAAUGGAUUGCGCAACUAUCACAUACCUCCUCUGCCGUCUUCAGUGGCAAAUCGACACACGAGCCUUGGAACCAUAUGCCAUGCACUUACAUAUUCUGCGAGGACGAUAAGGCAAUUCCCCUUCCAGUGCAGCAAGGUAUUACAGCAUCUAUGGGAAGUAAUAUCACGACUUUCAGCAUUGCCGCUUCACACUCGCCAUUUUUGAGCGCCCCUGACAAGGUGGUGGAGGGUAUUGAGCUGGCUGCGAAGCUUGGUUUGGAGAAGAGCCAGUAG
Molecule: messenger RNA, 756 nt
Organism: Botrytis byssoidea
Lineage: Eukaryota; Fungi; Ascomycota; Leotiomycetes; Helotiales; Sclerotiniaceae
Exons: 2
Coding region: 1-756 (251 amino acids)
Source: RefSeq, a predicted model, not a curated record